GUGAAUUUCUUUGCUCUCGGUUCUCCAAUCGGAAUGUUUCUGACAGUGCGUGGAGUGGAGAAAAUCGAAGAGUCUUACCAGCUUCCCACCUGCAAAGGGGUCUUCAAUAUCUACCAUCCACUGGAUCCAGUUGCAUACAGAAUUGAACCCAUGAUAUUACCUGACAUUGAGCUGGAGCCAGUUUUGAUCCCACAUCAUAAAGGGAGAAAGAGGCUUCACCUCGAAUUAAAAGAGAGUUUAUCCAAGAUGGGCUCUGACCUAAAGCAAGGCUUCAUCAGCUCUCUGAAGAGUGCAUGGCAGACUCUGAAUGAGUUUGCUCGCGCUCACACCUCGUCUGCUCAACUGCAUGAACAGCUUGCCAUGGUCGCCAGUCAAAUCAAAGCAGAAGAGGAAAAGCAGCAAGGGGAAGAGGAGGAUAAGAUGGUCGAGGGUCCUGAACCUCAGAAGGAAGAGACACAAGUAAAAGUGGGCAUGCUGAAUGGAGGGAAUCGCAUCGACUACGUCCUGCAAGAGAAACCCAUCGAGAGCUUCAACGAAUACCUGUUUGCACUCCAAAGUCAUUUGUGUUACUGGGAAUCUGAAGAUACAGCUCUGCUUCUCCUCAAGGAAAUUUACAAGACCAUGAACAUACACCCAGAUCAGCCAGUGCACUGAUGUAAUGCUCAUUAAAACUCCUUCGUCAUCAGAAAUCACAUUACUUUGAAGAUAAAAGAACAUUUUAAACUGUUUUCAACUUGGACUGUCUUUAUUUUAUUUUCUAUUCUUGUAGUCUAUAUUAAAAUGAAUACACUUGUAUUAUCCCAUGUGUCUUAAAUUAAGAAUUUAUAAUAGUGGAUUUCAGUACCACCACAAUGGUUUAAAAUGGCAUUUUCGUAGCUUAUAGAGCUGGGAAUGUUUGAGUGCAAUUGCAAAUGGUAUUAACAAAACCUUUAUUAUCUAGCGUUAGUGAAGAAAUCACUAUGGUGUGUAAAAACUACAACCAACAAGUCAUAAUAAACUGAACUGUUAGUA
Molecule: messenger RNA, 1011 nt
Organism: Carassius auratus (goldfish)
Lineage: Eukaryota; Metazoa; Chordata; Actinopteri; Cypriniformes; Cyprinidae
Product: SEC23-interacting protein-like
Exons: 5
Coding region: 34-654 (206 amino acids)
Cellular component (GO): COPII-coated ER to Golgi transport vesicle; cytoplasm
Molecular function (GO): metal ion binding; glycerophospholipase activity
Source: RefSeq, a predicted model, not a curated record